AUGGCGAAAAAGAAGUCGGGCACCAACGCGCUGCUGCCGGAAUUGACGGUGAACAGGCGAUACAUUAAAAAAAUGAAGUUCAUCGUGAAGCGGAGGGAGGCGGCGGCAGCGGCGGCGCGGCGGGGCAAAGCCGGCGAAAAGAAGAAGAAGAAGAAGAAGGGGGGAGCGAGGAAUAAGGCGGGCGAAGUGGCAAAAAGAAGCGGGAGGGGGAAGCAGUCACACCAUUCGGCGGCAAAGAAGUCGCCCGGCGUCUCGGCAAAGAAGAAAAAGGCGGCUGCCAACGGCAGUCCGGCCAAAAAUAGGCGGAGGAACAUCAACGAUGCAAAGAGCGGCGCGGCGUCACAGCAGCAGAAACAGCUGUCGCGGGAGGAAAUAGAGCAGCAGAUGAUCGCACGGGCGAUUCGCGGGGACGAAGGCACACGCAACGCCUCGUUGUCCGCUGGUGAUUUGGGCGGCGUGGAUGUAGACGACCUCGUGCAGUACCCCUACCUUCCAUUUCUUGAAGACUACGCUGAGCAGAAGCGCAGCGAAGUCGUCUCCGCCGAAACCCUCCUGAGCAACGCCCAUGCGUACUUUAAGGAUCUUGGAAGGAAAGAAUCAGCGAUGCGACGCGCCGCGGCGAGGCGUCUGAAGGAAUUGAAGAACAUCAACCGGCGCGGUGGCGACAAGGACGGCUUCCGCUACGUUGUACCGCGGAACGUGAAGGAGGUUGUGAGGCAGAUGAUGCAGAACGCUGAGGGGGCAGAUGCGUCGGGUGUUGAUAAAACUCAGUUGACAUCCACAUUUGGGGGAGAUGAGGCACAAGAUACAUUUGAGCGACCCAUGCACCGCAAACGGCGCAAGAAUAGCUGCUACUCGGACUUCUAUCAGUUCCAGGUGAGCAAGCGUUGGACGCGCAAUGCGGAGAGCUUCCUGAGCAGGGGACGUGCCUACAAGUCGAUGGUUGAGGCUUCGCGGCCCCAGCGCUCUAUCAAGAAGUUUUAA
Messenger RNA from Trypanosoma cruzi, 984 nucleotides. RefSeq lists its product as uncharacterized. The record is from RefSeq and is a predicted model, not a curated record. The transcript has a single exon. Lineage: Eukaryota; Euglenozoa; Kinetoplastea; Trypanosomatida; Trypanosomatidae. The coding region runs from base 1 to 984 and encodes 327 amino acids.